CUCCAAUCCCAAAUUUACAUCUAUCAAUUACAUCAAAACCCAAACAAGCAAAGCCGACAAUAAUCUCUUUUGUACCACAACCAUUUGUUUUUUCCCUAAUAGAAAAAUCACCAAUAUUUUAUUAUUACUUCCACCAAAUUCCUAAUGACUUAAUACAAUGUAUAUAUAAAGCAAAGAUUCGUCAAAAAGUGAAAGUGUUAACAGAAGUGAGAAACGAAGCACACAAGAUCUUUAAUAUGGAAGACGAAAACACCACAAUCAUCAUGGCGUCACUCUCUGCUCUUUCUCCUUCACACCUCACGAAUCUGACUCACUCCAUUCUCUCUAUCUCCCACCACCAUCGCCGCCGCCUCGGUGCAGUCCUCUCCUCUCCGACCCUUUUCUCCCUCACUCUCCGCCACCUCCUCUCUCUAUCUCUUCCUGACAAAACUCACCUCAUCGCCAACCAUCUUCUCUCCCUCCUCCAUCCUCUUCUCAUCCACCGUAAACACCACUCCUCCUACGCCGUCACCAUGAAGCUCCGGGACCUAGACGCGGUGGUCCUCCUCCUCUUUCUCUGCGAAACCCACCAGCUUCAUCCAGAUGUUCUAGAAGCUUCCGCUGAUAAUUGGCGGGAAAUUCUCGGUAAUACGUACUCUAAUAAUAUGUUAAGUAAUAAUUCCGGUCUUUGGACUUGCGAUGCCGGAAUCUUGAUGCCGUACAUAGAAACCCUAGUUAGAUGCAAAAGAUUUGUUGACAUAAUGGGAGGCUAUAACCAUCUUCGUCGAAGAGAUCAAAAAGAAGGCUACCAAGUUCCAGCCGCUAGAGCGGCUGUGGUGGCGUUACGGGCGGUUGAGGUUUUCAACGUCGCCGCUUCAAACGCCGGAGAAGUAGAAUGCGUGAUAUGCAAGGAAGAGAUGAGCGAAGGAAGAGAUGUGUGUGAAAUGCCAUGUCAGCAUUUCUUUCACUGGAAGUGUAUCUUGCCGUGGCUAAGCAAGAAGAACACGUGUCCGUUCUGCAGGUUUCAGCUUCCCACCGACGAUGUCUUCUCAGAGAUCCAACGGUUAUGGGAGAUCCUCGUCAAGAGUAGCGAGUUACACGUGGCGUAAUCUCAGUUUGCGGUGAUGGGUACAUGUGUAAGAGGAACUAAAGAAGCCUGUACAUCGUAAUCUAAUAUACUAUGUAGAAUAAUAUAUCAAGUAAUUGUCAUAGAUAGGAAUGUUUGGACCGUUUUGAUAUAUCGAAAUAGUUUAUAUUUUGAGAAAGACACAUUUGUGUUAAUAGUACGAUGAAUUUCGUAAAUAUGUUGUAAUAGAAACCAAAUUAAUAGUGACCAA
Molecule: messenger RNA, 1316 nt
Organism: Arabidopsis thaliana (thale cress)
Lineage: Eukaryota; Viridiplantae; Streptophyta; Magnoliopsida; Brassicales; Brassicaceae
Gene: SGR9
Product: RING/U-box superfamily protein
Exons: 1
Coding region: 237-1088 (283 amino acids)
Biological process (GO): protein ubiquitination
Cellular component (GO): amyloplast
Molecular function (GO): ubiquitin protein ligase activity
Source: RefSeq, marked reviewed